Molecule: messenger RNA, 267 nt
Organism: Punctularia strigosozonata HHB-11173 SS5
Lineage: Eukaryota; Fungi; Basidiomycota; Agaricomycetes; Corticiales; Punctulariaceae
Exons: 1
Source: RefSeq, a predicted model, not a curated record
GUUCCAUGCGAACGUGUCUUCUCAUCGAGCAAGGAGACGUGUACAUCACGCCGGAGUCGACUGUCUCCGAAGACCAUUGAGAUGUUGCAGGUUCUCAAGUUCAUUUACCGACAUUCAAGCCUCAACUUUACAUCGCAGCUCCUUGCAAACACUUGUGACUACGAGAUUGAAGGGCCUGUGACCGCAUACGCCGUCCAGGAGCUCAGGGAAUCAGGUAAAAUGGAUGAAUUGGCCGAUCUCCUGCAGAACGCAGCAGACUCGGAAUAA